Messenger RNA from Cylas formicarius (sweet potato weevil), 4571 nucleotides. Its product is annotated as zinc finger protein 271-like. The transcript has 10 exons. Lineage: Eukaryota; Metazoa; Arthropoda; Insecta; Coleoptera; Brentidae. The coding region runs from base 2415 to 3854 and encodes 479 amino acids. The record is from RefSeq and is a predicted model, not a curated record.
UACGCCAUUACUAGUCGUUGUUUUCGAUAUACCGGUUUUAGUAUUGGUACUACCAUGAUCGUUUUUUUUUAGAGUUAUUCGCUUGUCCACAGUGCGGGCGCUGGUACAAGUACAGCCACAACAUGCGGUACCAUUUGAAAAAGUGCGGGGAGAAACUGUUUCAUUGCAGGUUUUGCCCGAAAGAGUACACGUCAAAGUUUGCCUGCAAGAGGCACAUGCUCCAGGCUCAUCGGCACUCCGAUUAACCUCGAGGCGUUUGUAACAAUAAAUGAAUUUAUAAAUAAAUAAAUGAGUUUCCGUAGCACUCGUUGCCUGUCACCCGUGCGAUUAAUCGACGUUUAAUUUUUUAGUCGGUACUCACCGAUGCGUGAAGUGCGGCAAGUUGUACCGAUCGAAAUCGGCGCUAAACAGGCACGUACGGUACGACUGCGGUCAAGAAAAGCGCUUCGCCUGCGUAGUACCCGCGUGCGGGUACAAGGCUUACCAGAAAGUCCAUCUGACCAGCCACCUGAUGCGUAUCCACAAAGACGUGCUCAGCACAAAGACCGACCUUUUGUAACUAGUCCAAUAAACAUUUUAGGCCUGGACCUUGACUUUUUGACACUUCAUCGACGCGAGUGUAAAGUUGGGUAAAUUACAGGUAAAUUGUUCAACUGCCACAAUUGCGAGCGGCGGUACAAGCUCAAGACAUCCCUUUACAAUCACCUGAAGUACGAGUGCGGCAAGAGCAAGAGUUUCGUGUGUACUUUCUGUCAGAAAACGUUCCGGUACAAGCACAGCCUGAGGGAUCAUAUGAACCACAGGCGGUGCCGGAUCCAAGAUAUCCUUAAAUGAUAACGGAAUCUAACUAGCAUUUACUAAAAUAAACGUUCCAUUCUCGGUGGUCUAACGACUCGGUAUCUUUCCAGCCACGGCAGAGACGUCCACGUCGAGCAAGCGGACCGAGUUAGUCCAUUUUCCAUGGUCCGGCAACCGUCGUUUCAUGUGCCGUUUGGGAGUCUGCAUGUACAAUUACCCCAGGAAGAGACAAGUGGUCAAUCACAUCCGACGUAGUCACGCCAUCGAGCGGCACAACGACGAUAUGAUCCAGGUGUACACUCGGGCUGCGAAUUCCUAAAUUGUCGUUUUUUGAAUAAAUGCUUUUUUAAACUUAAUAAACUCAACAAAGAAUUGAAAGCAUCGUGUGUCGUCGCGGGUUCAUUCAGGCUUCGCUUUAUCUCACUCGAUCGGUACGGCCCACGUAGAUUGACCCCGUGUUGUAUUUUUAGAGCAGAAUAAUUUGGAACCCCAGGAUCUCAGCAGGACCUCAUCCGCGCGGAAGAUAGUCAUAUCGGAGAACCGAUUGCUGACACCGAAAGCGGUACCGAUGGCGGCGGAGCAAAUCGCCCCGCCCGCGCCCGAGCAAAAGCCCCGUUCGUAUGCCCGAAGUGCCUAAAUUCGUUCCUGUAUAAGAUGUCGCUGAAAAGGCACCUGAAGUUCCAGUGCGGCAUCCAGGGCCAGUUCAAAUGCAAGCUCUGCUCUCACACUUGCAACUACAAGAGCAACUUGAAGAGCCACCUCACCAACAAGCACAAGAUACUGCUGCGCAACGGCGAGGUCGACCAGUACCUCGCCUGACGCGCUGUAUUGAGUUGUUAUUAAUAAAUCAUUUCAGCAAAUCUAGCUUUAAUUUUAUUGCUUCGCUGCUUCGCUAGCUGGUUGAUGCGUUUACGCAGUUUGUCUGAGGACAUUCUCACAGCGGACGGUUUUAGGUCACCUCAUCUACCCUUGCCUAAUCUGCGGGAGGGUCUACAAAGCGAAACGGUCGUUGUGGAGGCACCAAAAGUACGAAUGUCAGCAGCUGCCCAGGUUCCAAUGCCCGAUCUGCCCCUACAGGGCAAAACAGAAAUGUACGGUCGUCGCUCAUGUGAUCAGUCGUCACCAGGAUCUCAAACUUAAGAAACACGAGAUGUAUCAGGAAGUCACCAUCCUCGAGGACUGCUAGACUUCGACGCCGCGUUCGUAACUAACCCCGUUAUGUUUGUGCUUCUUGUAGACAAGUCAGCAGUGCGAUCGGUAGCACUUCUGACGUUAAAUGUGUUACUAGAAUUUAGGACGAUUUCACAACGUGUAUAGCCCGCUCGAAAAUGUACUCGCCAAGAAACGACUGAAAGUUCCGCGUGUUUUAUUUACCGCCUGAGGGAGUGUUCGGGAGUUUUGUGCGGUUUGCUAACUCGCCUCACUUGCAGAAUUCUCGUUCGAGUGCCAUCUGUGCAGGAACCGCUACAAGCAUAAAAUGUCUUUGAUCAGGCACCUGAAAUUUCAGUGUCAGAAGAAUCCUCAGUUUCAGUGUCCAUAUUGCGAUCGUCGGGUGACACUAAAAUCCAACUUGACGAAGCACAUCGCCAAGAAACACUGACUCUCUUUUUGUAUGCAUGAGUUCCGAGAUUCGGAGCGAGGAGGAGAUACUGAGAGUGAUUUUGGUUUCAGGUUCGCACUCGUGCAAUGACUGUGGUAAAAUGUAUAGGCACCAGGGGUCAUUGUACAAACAUCAAAAGUACGAGUGCGGAGACAAGACGAAAGGUUUCCACUGUCCCUAUUGCGCUUAUAGGUCGUACAGGAAAGACAACAUGAAGAGCCACAUCUUCAAUCGCCAUAAAAAACUUUAUCUAAAUCAGUCGCCACACCAAAUCGCGACCGUUUCAGGUGACCACUACAUUUGCUUCACGUGCAGCAAGGCAUACAAGGUUAAGAAAUCGUUGUCGAGACACCUGAAAUACGAGUGUAAAAGGGUGCCGUCGUUUUUCUGCUCUCAUUGCGACCACAAGUCGCCGCCCCCACUGAUCCAGAAAAAGCGCAAAGGGGAGUAUAGGUGUCCGAAUUGUCCGAAGACGUACAAGUACAAAACGUCGGUGUACACCCACUUGCGGAAUGACUGCGGUCAGGUGCCGCAGUAUUAUUGCGAACCGUGCAAAUUCGUCUGCAGGUUCGAACACGUACUGCUUAGGCACAAACGCACCCUUACCCACAAGAAGACCGAGCUAUGCGGCAAGCUGUACAUUGAGGUGAAGUCGCUGAUACUCCACCUGAAGGUCUGCGGCUCCGUUAAAUUCCACUGUCCGUAUUGCAACCUGGAGUUCAAGUCGAAGACGUGGUGUUACGACUGCGACAGCUGCGGCAAGAGUUACAAGCAGAUGAGAUCGCUGAAGCGGCACCAGAGGUACGAGUGCGGCCGGCAGCCCGAGUUCCGGUGCCACCUUUGCUCGAAACGGUUCUUCCAAAAGGCCAACCCGAGAAAGUACGUCUGCCCUAGCUGCUGGAGGAGCUACUCCCGUCAAGGCGGUUUGAAACAGCACCAGAAGCAUUUUUGCGGCAAAGACGCGCAUAUAGCCUGCCCGUACCCUCCGUGCCCUUAUAAAUCCAAAGUAAACUUCAGCAUGAACAAACACAUCCUCAGCGUAGAUUGGUAUCGCGUCACCGAGAACGGGAGGUACGGAUGCAACAAGUGCAUCUCGUCCUACAAGAACAUCAAUAACCUGCGCCGCCAUCUUAGGUUCGAGUGCAACCGGGCGCCGGCAUUCGUCUGCGACGUGUGCUUCAAGAGGUUUACCUACAAGUACAUACUGUGCCGGCACAUGGCCACCCACGGGAUUAGCGUCGAGCGGCUUCUUUCAGCCAAUCGCCUCAAGUGCGACAGGUGCCUGAAGACUUACACCAAGUCGAGCUUCUCUUUUCACCGAAAGUACGACUGCGGCGACAAGGUCGCUUACAUACCGUGCGACCAUUGCAAGUACCACACCAAACGCCGGGGCGAUCUGAAGAAGCACUGCAAGAGGAUGCACCCGGCCGAAAGUUUGGCAAAAAAAACGAAAUAAAAUAGUCCACAUCUCGCGACGACCGACCGAUCCUAACCGGUUCUUUUGUAGUGUCGUGGGCGUGUCCCGACUGCCCGAAAAGGUACAAACGGAAACACGCGCUCACGAGUCACCGGCGGUACCGGUGCGGCAAAGCGCCGAUGUUCCGGUGCAGCGAGUGCUCUCGAUGGUUCCACUACAAGUACCACCUGAACCUGCACGUUAAACGAAACCACCAGUAAAUAAACUUGUCGUUUUCGUAUUCUUGACAUUUCAUUCCGCCUGCACAAAUCGACCGACGGGAUUGUGACAAACGGAAGUACCACAUGGAAGCCGUUUCAGGUUACCGGUACAUUUGCAACAAGUGCGGCAAGGCGUACAAGGCGAAGCGGUCGUUGUCGAGACACCUGAAGUACGAGUGCUCGAAAGUGCCGUCCUUUCAGUGUCCCGUCUGUUUCACCAAGUCGUACCAGAAGUGUCACAUCAAGAUGCACAUGUACAUUAAACACCCGGAUCAGUGCAACAUGGACAUAAUCGAUUUGCAGCACUACCUAGGCGACUGAGGACGCUUCACGAUGGUUAUCGUUGCCUGGUCUGCAGCAGAAUCUACCGGCAGUCCUGCUCGCUAAGCAGACACGUAAAGUACGAGUGUCAGAAGGAGCGCUCGUUCCGGUGCCCUUUCUGUCCAUACGCGUCCCACCAGAAGGCACCGCUCAUCAAGCACCAGCAGAAAAAGCA